CAGUAAUAUGAAAAGUUGCAGGUUUUGAGCACAUGAUUAUCUCUUGCUUGCUGCAUAACAGGCAAUAGAAUAAUCUAAAUUCCAUAAAUUUACACACCAUAUUAUAUAAAGAGGGCGUGGGAGGGGAGAGUUUGUCCAAGAUUUGCAGUCUUCCCCAUAUGGUCUUCUGAAGACUCUCUGGUAAUCCAAAAGUUGUCUCCUUUUUUUCGCGUUGGCUUGGAGAAUCAACGAACUCUUUCUUCCCCUUUGUCAAACUCGUCGAGAUUUACUAUGGAGGGUAUUAUGAGCUAUUCACAGAACAUGGAUGAUGAAUAUGAAAAACUCAUCAGAAGAAUGAAUCCACCAAGAGUGGUAAUUGAUAAUGAAACCUGCAAAAAUGCCACUGUCAUACAGGUGGAUAGUGCCAACAAACAUGGCAUACUCCUGCAAGUGGUUCAAAUCCUCACAGAUCUUAACCUUCUCAUAACAAAGGCAUACAUUUGCUCUGAUGGUGGAUGGUUCAUGGAUGUCUUCAAUGUCACAAAUCAAGAGGGGAACAAGAUUACAGAUGAAGCAGUGUUAGAUUAUAUCAGAAAGUCUCUUGGGCCAGAUUCCUACUUUGCUUCUUCAAUGAGAAGAUCUGUUGGAGUAACGCCUGCAAUGGACCACACGUCGAUCGAGUUAAUAGGAAAUGACAGGCCGGGUCUGCUCUCUGAGGUCAGCGCAGUCCUCACCAAUCUAGAGUGCAACGUGGUCAACGCCGAGGUGUGGACCCACAACACGCGAGCCGCGGCCAUAAUGCAAGUGACCGACAAGGACUCGGGCGGGCCCGUGAGUGACCCGGAGAGGCUGUCCGUUAUCAAGAAGCUCUUGUGCAAUGUGCUGAAGGGGAGCAACAGGAGUAGGGACGCAAAGACACAUGUCGCUCACGGGGUCACCCACGCGGACAGGAGGCUUCACCAGCUGAUGUUUGCUGACCGGGACUACGAACGGUCAUCGGAUGAUUCGGGUAGCGGUCAAGAUCGGCCCAACGUGAGUGUGGUCAAUUGGCACGACAAGGACUAUUCGGUCGUGACCGUCCAUUGUAAGGACCGACCGAAGCUUCUCUUUGACAUAAUCUGCACCCUCACUGACAUGCAGUACGUCGUUUUCCACGGCUCAGUGGAUACCAUUGGAGCCGAAGCUCGUCAGGAGUACUGCAUAAGGCAUGUGGAUGGAUCCCCUGUGAAAUCUGAAGCAGAAAGACAAAGGGUAAUUCAAUGUCUUGAGGCAGCCAUACUAAGACGGGUGUCCGAGGGAUUGAAGCUAGAGCUUUGCACGACGGACAGGACGGGCCUGCUCUCGGAUGUGACUAGAAUCUUCCGCGAGAACAGUCUCUCGGUGACGAGGGCCGAGGUGAAGACGAGGGGCGGGAAAGCGUUUAACACGUUUUACGUGCGGGAUGCCUCGGGGUACCCUGUGGACCCCAAGAUUGUGGAGUCUGUGAGGCAGACCAUAGGGCAGACGAUUCUCCGGGUGAAGGGAAACUCCGGCGGCGUUAGUCCGGCGGCAGCAACUCAAGAAUCGCCGGCGACCAGGUUCCUCUUCGGCGGCCUCUUCAAAUCAAGAUCCUUUUGCAAUUUCGGUUUGGUCAGGUCAUAUUCUUGAAGAUCUGUCACAGUCCUCUUCUAGUCUGUUUGUGUAUAUUCCAAGCCAGCNNNGCCCCCCCCCCCCCCCUUUUUUGUAUGUUGUUGUGUUGCUCUAUAAAAGUCCAUUUGACACAUUAGAGUUUGUUCCAUUUGUAAAUAAUCUCUUCUUCUUCUUUUUUACACUUGAAAAAAACUAUGGGAAUGGA
Molecule: messenger RNA, 1813 nt
Organism: Cuscuta campestris
Lineage: Eukaryota; Viridiplantae; Streptophyta; Magnoliopsida; Solanales; Convolvulaceae
Source: the annotation of a GenBank genome assembly